GGGGAAAUUCCCCAUUUCUUGAGUAUUGCAAUAAGAAAACUACAAAAUUUGUAUUAUAAUAUUUAAUAGAAUCAAGUACAAGUAAAAAGAAAAAGAUUAAUACAUAUGUUUUUUAAUAGAGAAACAAUGCCUUUUCUUAUUCAUUAGACCCCAACCACCAAUGAAAAUAGAAAAUACAAAUCAUCGGUAUUUCACAAGAGAGUGGGAAAAAAAUAGAAAGAAACAAAACUAACAUGCAUUCUUAUAUUUCAAAAGAAUGAUGCAUAUCAAGAACCUCUCAAUAUUAUUGUCGUCACAAUCACAAUCACUGUCAUUAUCGUGAUCGUGAUCGUUAUCAUUAUCAUUUUUAUUAUCACUAUCAUUAUCAAUCGCGUUCGAUCGUCAUGGUUAGCGCCCUUAUCAAUAUCGAAAUCAAUUUACAAUAUAUAAAUUUCUAAUUUUGUUCAGCUUUAUAAACGACCUAUAGACAAUGACAGUUAAAAAAUGAAGAAAACAAAAAGGCAGUGUUGGAAAACAGCUAACUGACUGUGUUGAUUCGAGUUAAGCCCAUUGAAAACUACUUUUAAAAAUAAAACAAGUUUUAAGUACAACAAAUAUACUUGGAAAAAAACAGUGUUGAAAAACAGUGUUGCAUAAUAGUGUUUAAUAAGUUCUAUUAACAAACUGUAAGCACUGACAGCUUUAAAAAAAUCAAAGAAAAACAGUGUUGAAAAACAGUUUUGGAGCAGUGUUGAUUAAUUGAAAAUGCGCACAACUUUAAAAAGCUACUCAAAGUUUUUACGGCUGUGCAGCAAAUACAACCACGUCAAUCACAAGGACGUGACCUAAGAGCAACAACAGCAAUUGCAACAGACAACAGUGUUGGAAAACGUAAUCAAAAAUGUCAUCCGAUACGAAUUCGUGCGCUAGCUUCUUUGCCCAGGAACAUGCGAAUGCAACAUUGACGCAAUAUUUCCAGCAACUCAACUCGCAGGUGGCAGCAGCAGCAGCUGUUGCCAAUAGCAACAGCAACACCAACAGCAACAACAACAACAGCAGCAGCAACAACAGCGGCAGCAACAGCAACAACAACAGCGGCAGAAAUAGUUGCAGUGGCAACAGCAGCGGCAACAGCGACAGCGGCAACGAUGGCAGCAUGACGGGCUCCACAUCAGCAACAUUGGACAAUCAUCGCAGCAGCGUAAGCAGCAAUGAUUCGGGCAAGAGCAGCAAUCAAGAAGGAGGAGCAGCAGGAGGAGCAGGAUCAUCCUCUUCAGCAGCAGCAACAAAUGCCUGGAGCUUGCAACAGCAACAGACACAGUUGCAUCAUCAUCAUCAUCAGCAGCAACAGCAGCAUCAGCAUCAUCAGCAACAGCAACAUGUGCAGCAGCAACAGCAACAGCACUUGCAACAUCAGCAGCAGCAUUUGCAACAAUUGCAACAGCAGCAACACUCGCAUCACGCUCAGCAACAUGCACAGCAGCAACAUCAUCCACAUGCCCACAAUCCACAUAUGCAUCCACAUCAUCCACACCAACAGCAACAACAGCUGUUGCAUCCACCACCGCCACAACAACAACAGCAGCAACAUCAUGCUGCUCAGUUUAAUCAUGCUGCUGCCGCCGCUGCUGCCAACACCAAUACACACUCCAUCUUUGGCACCGGCAAUUUUCACUACAAGACCAACAAUUCCUGGACAUUGCCAACAUUAAAUUAUCAACGUCUUUAUCAGGAUAAUCCCGGUUAUCAUCAGCGCAACAAUUUUAUGGAUAGUCAAGCAGCAAGUGCUGCUGCGGCAGCGGCAGCGGCAACUGUUGCCAGUGCGGGUGCCAGCGCCAGUGCCAAUGCAGCGGCAGCAACUGCUGCUGCUGCUGCUGUGGCUGCUGCAGCAACGGCAACAGCAACAACAACUACGAGCGCCAACAGCAGCAGCAGCAGCAGCAACAACAAUACAGUUGCUGUGCCAAGUGCCACCAAAAGCUCCACCAACAGCAACAACAGCAGCAGCAGCAGCAACAACAGCAGCAACAGCAAUGUAUCCUCCGUGCAACAUGUGGCAAAUGCUGUGGCCGCUGCCGUCAUUGCGAUUGAGCAUCACAGUCAUUUGAACAACCUCAAAGCGAAUUUUCAGCCAUCUAGCUCAGGCAGGAAAUCUCCAUUUUUGGGUUUUAUUUGCAAAGCAAACGGCAAAUCCACAUCGAAUAGCAAAGAAAUCAUCUGUCCAGAUGAUAAAUACAAAGAGGAGGGUGACAUUUGGAAUGUUGAGGCGCAAACGGCAUUUCUCGGUCCCAAUUUGUGGGAUAAAACCUUGCCCUACGAUGCUGACCUCAAGGUAACACAAUACGCGGACUUGGAUGAGUUCUUGUCGGAAAAUAACAUACCUGAUGGAUUGCCUGGGACACAUUUGGGACACUCGAGUGGUUUGGGCCAUCGCUCCGAUUCAUUGAGCCACGCAGCGGGUCUGUCGCUGGGUUUGGGGCAUAUAACCACAAAAAGGGAGCGAUCUCCAUCGCCAUCGGAUUGCAUUAGUCCCGAUACGUUAAAUCCGCCAUCGCCGGCCGAAUCAACAUUUUCAUUCGCAUCGUCGGGGCGUGACUUUGAUCCGCGCACCAGAGCAUUCUCCGAUGAAGAGCUCAAACCGCAGCCGAUGAUUAAAAAGUCACGCAAACAAUUUGUUCCAGAUGAGCUCAAGGAUGACAAGUACUGGGCCCGACGACGAAAGAACAACAUUGCCGCCAAAAGGUCACGGGAUGCGCGCCGACAAAAGGAGAAUCAAAUUGCGAUGCGAGCACGCUACUUGGAAAAGGAAAACGCAACACUACAUCAGGAAGUUGAGCAGCUUAAGCAGGAGAACAUGGACUUGCGUGCACGUCUAUCGAAAUUCCAGGAUGUGUAAUGAAAAAUGUGACGAAACCACAACAGCAACUACAUUAUAAUAUUAAAAA
Messenger RNA from Drosophila innubila, 2924 nucleotides. RefSeq names its product hepatic leukemia factor (gene Pdp1). NCBI's taxonomy places the organism in Eukaryota, Metazoa, Arthropoda, Insecta, Diptera, Drosophilidae. Gene Ontology annotation, biological process: regulation of transcription by RNA polymerase II. Gene Ontology annotation, cellular component: nucleus. Gene Ontology annotation, molecular function: DNA-binding transcription factor activity, RNA polymerase II-specific; RNA polymerase II cis-regulatory region sequence-specific DNA binding. The transcript is spliced from 6 exons. The coding region runs from base 881 to 2875 and encodes 664 amino acids. The record is from RefSeq and is a predicted model, not a curated record.